AUGGAGUUUUGCAAUGGAGGCGAUUUAGCUGAUUACCUCAGUCAGAAGACUACCCUUCAAGAAGACACUAUUCAUCACUUUGUCGUUCAAAUAGCCCGAGCAUUGGAAGCUAUCAACAAGGAAGGCAUUGUCCAUCGUGAUCUCAAGCCCCAGAACAUCUUACUAUGCAACCCUACACGACAGUCAAAUCCUCCGGCUAGUGAGCUCAUCAUCAAAUUGGCGGAUUUUGGAUUUGCCCGGUUUCUUUCUGAAGGAGUUAUGGCGGCGACGUUAUGUGGAUCUCCUAUGUAUAUGGCUCCUGAGGUCAUUAUGUCGCUACAGUAUGAUGCCAAAGCCGACCUUUGGUCCAUUGGUACCAUACUCUUCCAAUGUUUGACGGGAAAAGCGCCAUUUCAGGCCCAAAAUCCUCCGCAGUUGAAGGCUUACUAUGAGAAAAAUCGGGAGCUGAAGCCGAAUAUUCCUGACUAUUGCUCACCAGCGUUGAGAGAUCUCCUACUACGGCUAUUGAAAAGGAAUGCCAAGGAUCGUAUAACGUUUGAGGACUUUUUCAACCACCCAUUCCUCCACCAACCUCCAGUCACAAGUCCUUCCAAGAGGAUACUUGAUGCUGCUUCGCCAAUGGUUGUUCGUCGUAUGAUACAAUCACCAUCCUCUUCUGCAUCGCCGUUACCUUCUCGUGGAUCAGCGUCACGCCUGGAAAGCCCGCAGCCAACGCGACGAACGGUCAAGGUGCCUGAAUCACCAGCAGUACGCCGCAUCACUCACACAAUGAACGACAGCAACGAUUUCACUUUUCUACCGCCUCUUCCAGGUCAUCAACAACAGUCAUCAGGUGCUCGGCAUGAUCACAGCCCAGUGAAACAGGUGCAAGUACAUACGUCCUCAUCUCAAAUGCCGACGGCUCCAGUCAAAGCGGUACCAGUUCCAAGUCAACGAAAUGCGUUCACGAAAAUUGAGGAACGGCGACUCGGGAUCAAAGAUGGUGAAAAUGAGCCGUGCUCAGCGAUACCUUCGCCCUCGGUUCGAGGACUAUCUUCGCUCAAACGAACGACGUCAGGCCAGACUAGCGAAUCGCCGCCGUCAAUUCCUACCGUAGAAAGCAUGACAUUACCGUCAACUCAAUUCAUCGUAAGAGGAGCGGCAGCACGUAGAUCGAUGGCUGAGCGCAACCGUCAACGGAAGCUUACUGAAGAAUCGUCUCCUGCUACUACGUCAGAAAAAGCUUCCGAAAGUGCGCAACCAGAAGCCAAGGCACAAGCGGAGGCUCUAGAAGUAAGUCGUCCGGAUGUGUUGGAAACGAACACCACACCACUCGACAACGCUAAGUUUUUAUCCGCAUCACCUCCUGAAACUCGUGCCGAUCAGACGAUGCCUCCUCAGCUGGAUAUAAGUGAUGAUGAAGACGACACAAUGCAUCAUUCUCGUAAAUCGCCGUUUGCGGGCGCAGAUCGUGGAGAGUCCCUCAAAUCGGAAGCGAUGGAGAGUUGCAUUUCUGGUGAAGAGGGAAGUGAGCUGUCAAUGGAUGUAGCAGAUCCAUCCGAUUCCCUGUCGUCACCUCAUCCACCAUCUGCUUCCAACGCGCCACCGGCACUUGGCAGCCUACCGAGGGCACCAUCAUUAUUUGAACAUCGUGCGGAAGAAGAUGAUGGAGAUGAGCAGCCGCAAGGAGCUGUUGAGCACGAAACAGUCGUGGAAGAAGAGCACAAGCAGAUCCUGGCUAAGCUACGGUUCGUUGUGGAAUUGGUGGAUACAUUAGUGCAAGUUGCGGAGCAGAAGGAGAAUCCGUUGGUGGCAGCAAUGAGUGCCAGAAAAACCGAACCGUCGUCUGCGUUCAGACGUGCGGAGCAGUUGGUUGUUUAUGUGCGAGCCUUGCACAUGUUGUCGUCUGCGUUGUUGCUUGCACAACGCAAUGUUGCCAGUCGAGUGUUGCAUCCAUCGCCGGCUGUUCAGAACGUUCUGAACAUACUCAACGACAAGUAUCACCAGUGUUUGGUGAGGUCGCAAGAGUUGGCAUCACUUGGUCUGCCCGGACAGGAUCCGGCAAUGGCUGUUAUUUCUGCUGAGCGUAUCAUGUACAAACACGCUAUUGAGCUUUGUCAGACGGCUGCUUUGGAUGAAUUGUUUGGGAAUCCGCAGUUAUGUAGUCAGAGGUUGGUUAUCCUGGCUAAGCUACGGUUCGUUGUGGAAUUGGUGGAUACAUUAGUGCAAGUUGCGGAGCAGAAGGAGAAUCCGUUGGUGGCAGCAAUGAGUGCCAGAAAAACCGAACCGUCGUCUGCGUUCAGACGUGCGGAGCAGUUGGUCGUUUAUGUGCGAGCCUUGCACAUGUUGUCGUCUGCGUUGUUGCUUGCACAACGCAAUGUUGCCAGUCGAGUGUUGCAUCCAUCGCCGGCUGUUCAGAACGUUCUGAACAUACUCAACGACAAGUAUCACCAGUGUUUGGUGAGGUCGCAAGAGUUGGCAUCACUUGGUCUGCCCGGACAGGAUCCGGCAAUGGCUGUUAUUUCUGCUGAGCGUAUCAUGUACAAACACGCUAUUGAGCUUUGUCAGACGGCUGCUUUGGAUGAAUUGUUUGGAAACCCGCAGUUAUGUAGUCAGAGGUAUCAAACAGCAUACAUGAUGCUGCAUACGUUGUCGGAACAAGUCCAUAGCGAUCAGGACCGUAAUGUGCUGUCUCGUUACAAAAACGCUGUCGAGAAAAGACUGCGCAUUCUGGAACGACAAGGUUUUGUGACGGCUGUGAAUACUUGCUGA
Messenger RNA from Cooperia oncophora, 2751 nucleotides. Lineage: Eukaryota; Metazoa; Nematoda; Chromadorea; Rhabditida; Trichostrongylidae. The record is from the annotation of a GenBank genome assembly.